This is a messenger RNA of Micropterus dolomieu (smallmouth bass), 1682 nucleotides long. RefSeq names its product calcium-binding and coiled-coil domain-containing protein 1-like. The record is from RefSeq and is a predicted model, not a curated record. NCBI's taxonomy places the organism in Eukaryota, Metazoa, Chordata, Actinopteri, Centrarchiformes, Centrarchidae. The coding region runs from base 45 to 1682 and encodes 545 amino acids. The transcript has 13 exons.
AUCUGCGUAUGUUUUCUUCCUAAACAGCACAGCUUCCUAUUACCAUGGACAAACAGUCUACAGUGGUGUUUCGAAAUGUCGGGCAACUGUACUUCCCCCAAACCAGAGUGGAGUGUCACUACACUCUGACCCCUGACCAUCAGUGGAGCAGCAGUGACUGGAUAGGGAUUUUUGAGGUAGGCUGGUCUUCUGUGAAACAGUAUUACACAUAUACGUGGGCUCUAGUUCCUGAAGGCUACACCGAGGGAACCAGUGUCAACUCCUGCGCAGUUUUCCACUCAUCCUACCUGCCCCGCCCCAGUCAUGUGGAGUAUGAGUUUGUAUAUGUGGAUAAGAUGGGAGAGGUGUGUGCACGUAGUCGCCCCUUCACUUUCUGUGCUCCAAAACCACUGGACGAGCUGGAGACUCUGAGUGAGGAACGAGAUGAGGAGGACGGAGAGGAGGAGUUGCUCCUAGUCAUCCCCAGGGCUCAGCUGCUGCAGAGUCGACUGGAGGAAUGCUUCAAAAAGCAGGCGCACAUACAGCAGGCUCUAGACGUAACGAAAAAGGAGACAGAGAAUGAGAAAGAGAACAGCAGAAAAGCACAGAUGGAGUGGCAGUGCGAAAGAGAAGCUAUGAAGGAGGAGAUCUCCGAGCUUAGAGACAACUUGAGACACAACUGUGAGAUGCUGAAGAAAAUUGAGGGAAAACACAAGAAUGUGAAAUAUAGUCAGGAAAACCUGACCUCUGAACUGAGCAAACUUAUGGCUGAAAAAGCAGAGAGUCAGCAGCGAAUCAAAGACCUGGAGGAGGACAUCAAGGUCCUGAAUGACCGAGAGAAAGAGGGAAACAUGGAACUGGAAAGGCUGAAGGAGAGAGUGAAGAAAAUGUCCAGUCAAAUGAAACACGAUGAGGAAAAGAGAAAGACUCUGCAGGUGGAGAAUGAGGCUGCUCUGGCGGAGGCACUAGGGCUGCAGGAACGUCUGGAGGCCAGUGAGCGUGUAGUCGAGAGCCUGCGUAGGGAGCUGAGGGAGCUGGGCACCCGUCAGGGCCAUGUCCUCACUGAGCUGCACCAAGCCCGGCUGCAGGUGGCCCAGCUCACCCUGCAGCUCUCUGAGGAGAACCUGGCCCUCAGGGAGGAGCACGCCAACUGGGCCCUGGAAAGAGAAGCAUGCAAACAGGCAGCAGAAACCGAUAAAAAGAAAUUACAAGAACUGAGCUGCGAGGUGCAGAGGAAGGAAGAGUGGCUCCAGGAGGAGAGGAUAGAGAGGCAGAAACUAGAAGUAGAGCUUGGGCGAGAGAGAGAUUGCAAUAGAGUGCUGCUGGGUGAUACUAAGCGAGAGCUGCAGGAGCUGAAGGCCAACCUGAGGAAAGCCCAGGCAGAGAGAGAGGAGCAGCAGAUGGACAAACAGGACCUGGUGAACUACAUUUGUCAGUUGGAGCAGAGGUUGGGGAUUGUGCCAGACACUAAAUCGAAUGGAGAAAUUCCCACAUGUAUCUCUCCCCAUUCUUCCUCUGAGGAUGACAAGGAUACUUCCCCAGCUGAGACGCACAUCCAGAGCAAAGAGGACAUGCCAGCCUCUGACACACAGGAUGUGAGGAGGCAGCACUGUGAGAACCGAGCUGGUGCAGGGAAGCAACUGAUCCUACCAGAACUCGUCAACCCCGUGCUGAGUGAGCUAGCAGACUCUCCCAUGUGGUAA